AAAUAUUUUCCCCAAGAACUCGACACUCCUCUCGCGUUCCCGCCAGUAAUCUUUGAUUGAAUAAAAGCUCAACCAAAGCCCACCAUUUCAAUCUCUUCUCCCUAAUCCCUCAGCCUCCAUUCAGUGAAGAGAGAGAGGAAAGAACCGGUUAAAGUUAUUGCAAUGGACAUGUCAGAGAUAGCCAAGAAACUGGGCUUCUCUGAAUCGAAGCAACUCAUCCGUAAGGCCGCCGAGCUUCGCCGGCUCGCUGACAUCCAAUUCGAUUCGUCCGUUAUUGGAGUUGGGGAGAUUUGUAAGGCGAUAAUCUGCCUGGAAAUUGCCGCUUCCAGGAUGGAGGUUAUUUUCGAUCGACAAACGGCGAUAAAGUUGAGUGGGAUGUCAGAGAAGGCCUAUAACAGAUCCUUUAAUUCAAUGCAGAAUGGCAUUGGUGUCAAGAACAAGCUUGAUAUAAGAGAAUUGGCUAUUCAAUUUGGAUGUGUGCGGCUCAUCCCGAUUGCUCACAAGGGAUUCUCCUUGUUUAAGGACCGAUUUCUUGCUUCAUUGCCUCCUUCUAGAAAGGGUAGUACUGAUUUCAGUCGGCCAGUUUUCACGGCCGUGGCAUUUUACCUUUGCGCCAAAAAACAAAAGCUCAAGGUAGAUAAAUUCAAGUUGAUUGAGCUUGCCGGCACAUCAGAAUCAGAAUUUUCUAGUGUGUCUACCUCAAUGUUAGAACUAUGCUUUGAUGUAUUUGGGAUAGCUAAGGAAAAGAAGGAUUCUAGAAAGAUUAAAGGAAACCGAGAGCUUCUUGAUGCAUUACCUGAAAAAAGGAGGCUCGAGGAUGGUGGCUAUUCUUCCGAUGAUGGGAAUGAGCCUUCAGCCUACAAGAAGCGUAAGCAAAUGGAGGAACAUGACUUUGAUGAAUGGAAAUCCGCCGUUCUCAAGUCUAAUAAACGCAGCAAAACUGAAGCUCCUGCCAAUCGAACGAAGACCAAACAAAGCACGCUCGAUUUCCUGAAGAGGGUUCCUACAGCAGAUGCCUCAUGACUCACAUUGUAUGCUAUAACUGCCUCAGUCUCUGCCUGCCUGUGCAUUUGAUGUUGCAGAGUAGUAAAAUGGGAAGAAGAUGCUACUCCUAAAUUUCUUGAUUUACACAAGUACAGUUAACACUAAUGAGAUCUUUUCUUGGUAGUCUGAUUUUCUUUUUUGUUGGUCUAAAGAAACUGAAUCACAGAGUGUUCAGUUUGCUCCACUGGGAAGCUUGAUGUUGUAAAUGGAAAAUUCAUUACUUGAAA
Molecule: messenger RNA, 1271 nt
Organism: Sesamum indicum (sesame)
Lineage: Eukaryota; Viridiplantae; Streptophyta; Magnoliopsida; Lamiales; Pedaliaceae
Gene: ORC6
Product: origin recognition complex protein 6
Biological process (GO): DNA replication initiation; DNA replication
Cellular component (GO): nuclear origin of replication recognition complex
Molecular function (GO): DNA binding
Source: RefSeq, a predicted model, not a curated record